Pomacea canaliculata is the source of this 3309-nucleotide messenger RNA. RefSeq names its product actin-related protein 3. Gene Ontology annotation, cellular component: actin cortical patch; Arp2/3 protein complex. Bases 116 to 1372 code for a protein of 418 amino acids. The transcript has 11 exons. Lineage: Eukaryota; Metazoa; Mollusca; Gastropoda; Architaenioglossa; Ampullariidae. Gene Ontology annotation, biological process: Arp2/3 complex-mediated actin nucleation. Gene Ontology annotation, molecular function: actin filament binding. The record is from RefSeq and is a predicted model, not a curated record.
GGGGUGACUUCCUCUAGGCCCCGUGUUUGUCACCGGCGUUCGGUUUGUGUGCAGCUGCAGCUGCGGCAGCAAUUGAAUUUUACAAUCUUCUUCUUGAGCGGAGCUAUUCGAAACAAUGGCGAACCGACUGCCUGCAGUGGUUGUAGAUACUGGAACCGGGUACACAAAGAUGGGAUAUGCUGGCAACACAGAACCACAAUUUAUCUUGCCAUCAGCUAUUGCUAUUAAGGAAACAGCCAGUGUGGGUGAUCAGGCCCUUAGGCGUCUUGGAAAAGGAGUGGAAGACUUGGAUUUUUAUAUAGGAGAUGAAGCUCUUAAUGCACCAUCUUAUGCAGUGAAGUGGCCAAUUCGGCAUGGCAUAAUUGAAGACUGGGAUCUCAUGGAGCGUUUCUAUGAACAAGUCAUCUUUAAAUAUCUUCGGGCAGAGCCAGAGGACCAUUACUUUCUAUUGACAGAGCCACCACUUAAUACACCUGAGAAUAGAGAAUAUACAGCAGAAAUAAUGUUUGAGUCAUUUAAUGUUCCUGGCCUCUACAUUGCUGUGCAGGCUGUCUUAGCACUGGCUGCCUCCUGGACAUCACGGCAAGUUGGAGAACGCACAUUAACAGGCACAGUCAUUGAUUCGGGCGAUGGUGUUACUCAUGUCAUACCUGUGGCUGAAGGCUAUGUUAUUGGCAGCUGUAUAAAGCACAUUCCUAUUGCUGGCCGUGACAUUACAUACUUCAUCCAGCAGCUCCUAAGAGAGCGUGAAGUGGGCAUACCACCUGAACAGUCUUUGGAAACUGCAAAAGCCAUCAAGGAGCGAUUCAGCUAUGUGUGCCCGGAUAUUGCCAAGGAAUUUGCGAAGUAUGAUUCAGACCCAUCAAAAUGGUUGAAGAAAUAUGAAAGUGUGAAUGCCAUAACCAAACAGCCCUUCAAUGUGGAUGUUGGCUAUGAGCGUUUUCUGGGACCAGAAAUCUUUUUCCAUCCAGAGUUCUCCAAUCCUGAUUUUACAAUGCCCAUCUCUGAAGUUGUUGAUGAGGUAAUCCAGAAUUGUCCUAUUGAUGUGCGCCGAGGACUCUAUAAGAAUAUUGUUCUCUCGGGAGGUUCAACUAUGUUCCGGGAUUUUGGACGCAAAAUUCAGCGAGACGUCAAACGGGUUGUGGAUGCACGAUUAAAAGUCAGCGAAGACCUCAGUGGUGGCCGUAUCAAGCCCAAGCCCAUUGACGUGGCAGUUGUCACCCACCAUAUGCAGAGAUACGCUGUAUGGUUUGGUGGCAGCAUGUUAGCAUCUACGCCGGAGUUCUAUCAAGUGUGCCAUACCAAAGCAGAUUAUGAUGAGCAUGGGCCUAGUAUAUGUCGCCACAAUCCUGUCUUUGGCACAAUGGCUUGAGCACUAGCCUUUGAAUAUGACAACUACUUUCAAAACAUGCCACAAGCAUGGCUGUUAACUUUGGGUACCAUAUCUCAUGGGGGUGAGAGAGCACACACCAGGCCUUACAGAACCAGCAUGCAUCCUGUCUGCAGCCAACAUAACUUGUUCCUGAGAGUUGAGUUUGUAUGGCUGGAGAUGCCUGCCACAGAUUUCAGACAAUUUCUUACAUUCUUUUGACUUUGAUAGACUGUUUGGACAGCUGCAGAACUGUUUUUAUUUUCUGAAGUUUGAAUAUUACUACUGUGCGACUGCUGUUUUUGUAAAAUGAUUUCCUGUCAGAGUUGAACCUUGAAUUGUGUACACCUUUGGUGUGUAUCAUUUUGUACUACUGAAACACAUGUGACAUGCAUUUCUAACAGAAGGCUUUAAAGUUAUUACUGUAGGUGUGAAAUAAAAAAAACCUUUUAAAAUUGCUUCUCUUAUUCUGGAAGCCUAACUGUGAUUAUGAUACAGCUUGGAUUGUUAAUCAGCCAUACGGCUAAGUAAAUUUUGGACCCAUGAUUAAGUUUCUUUUUCCUUUUGGGUCUGUUUUAAAUGAGCUAAAUGAGAUCAAGUUGUAAUAGAAGUCUAGAAUAAAUAUUAGUAAAGAUAUUUUCCAAGAAUAGUUGCUUUCCACAUGUAAUAUACUCUUGCAGAAACUGGAGUUCAUUACAUUGGACUAAUUAAGUUUUAAUUUUGUUCUGGUGCUCAUGUAGAUUCUUCCUGGCUGACCUUUGUGACUGGUUUCUAACAUUAUAUUCUCUUUGCUUAGUCACUGUUAGCUUCAUUUGUAUGUUAGGUGGUUUGACAAGGUUUGUAGAGUUUUAGAUGCAAAUUCUCAUGUUUGCCUGCUUUAUGGAGAGUCUGUGGGAGAAGGACUGUCAUCAUUUUCUAAAUCGUGAUGGAAAAAACAGCAAGAUUUUGAAAUCUAAUAGAAAAUGUAAGCUCAGCUUAUUGUUUUCUUUGUCUGAAACUGUACUAAUGGAGAAUGGGCAGAAAGUAUGUCUUGUCGAAUGCAGUGUAAUUUUGAGAAUUCCAUUAAUUUUGAUUUUUUUAGAUAACUGCUUUCGUGUGGUAAAACAGUGGUGGAAGACACUGCAAAACAAAAAGAAGCUGUUCUGUGACAUGGCCUUUGUAGAUAGCAAGCCAAGCACUCCCUUCUUGGGCGAAUUUUUAUCUAAUUCUGGUUGAAUGUUAAUUAAAACUAAAUUUUUUUCCUUACAAUAUGCCCAUAUGUGAUUUCCACAAAGUUUCAUGCAUGAUGUCAUAAGAUGGGAAGAAAGGACAUGUAUAGAAAUGAAUGGUCCAGUUACUUGAGUGGGAGUGAUUCAGUAAGCAGUUGUAGAAUUCUCAGGAUUCUGUCUUCUGUUACAUAUUUAGCUUCAUUCUCUUUUUAAGUAUCCUUGUAUUGAAAUCUAGUUUGCCUCUUAUGACUAUAGCUUGUAUUUGUAUAUUGCAGGCUAAACAGCUGGUAAAUCCUCUAGAUGUGUAUCCCACAAGUGUAAGAGGGUAUUUUGUUUGACUGGCUCAUUUGCAAUUUCUUUUUUAUCAGAACCUUGAAAGUAUAUGUUGAAAGACACUUUGGUGCUUGUCAGCUGCUACAUGCUCAGGAGUGUUACAGAAGACCGAUAAAUUGGCUUUGCCUUUGUAAUGUGGAAAUUCGUGGAAGAAGGGUAGCUAUCGAUAUUCUGGAAUUUCAUCAUAGUUUUACACUUGUAACUCUUUUGGUCCUUUGGAAGCAGUUUCCUGCUAGGUGUUUUGCUAAAGUCUUCAAAGAACAUUUUAAUCAGUUUUUACUCUGCUUAUAUGAUUGAUAGGAUUUUGAAACAUGAAGACUGUAAUAUUUCCUGCAAAUGGAAUAACUGUUCCUUCUCAUGUAUGUAUGUGUAAAAUAAAAUGACUGAAAGGUUUGUUAA